AGUUUACUGGGGCAGCAGGGCAAGUUGUCAGGCCCCAUGAGUGACAAUGCUGGAGAAGGGAGAGCAUCAGAAAAGAGGAAAGAGCAGAAAGGCAGGAAAGCAGGGGAGAGUUCCAAGGUGGAAGAUGAAUUCAAAGAACUGUCCAUCUACUUCCCUAAGGAGCAAUGGGCAGAGAUGGGAGCCUGGGAGAAAACCCGCUACAGGAACAUGAAGCGGAACUAUGAGUUUAUGGUUGAACUAGGCCUUCCUACCCAGAAACCCGCAUUUAUGUGUCGUGGUCGACGUCCCCAGAACCCCAUCAUAUACGACUCUGAGUCUGAUGAAGACUGGACACCAAAACCUUUAGUUAAAACCUUCAGGCCACCACGUAAAUCUGGCAGUUUGAAACAGGAAAAAAAGAAAAGGCAGAACAUCAGUCACAAUGAAAAGACAGUGCUGGAGAAGGCCUCUGAGAAUCAGACAGACACUGAGAAAUUGGACAAAAAUUCCGAUGUGGGCACCAGAAUCCCUGUCACUAAUGUUGUUGAUCUGAAAACUGAUCUACCCAGGUUAGCAGUUUCUAAAACCCAGGGGCAGAGCACCCAAGUUAACACAUACAGCUUACGAAAGAGAGAGAAAAAAGUGUACGUUGAAAUAAAUGAACCACAAGAUGAUGAUUACUUAUUUUGUGAGACUUGCCUGAUAUUCUUCAUUGAUGAGUGUUCGGUUCAUGGCCCUCCAGUUUUCAUCAAAGACCCGAUAGUAGAAACAGGACAAGAAAGGAGAGCAGCUCUCACUUUGCCCCCGGGGAUGCGAAUUGGGCUUUCGAGUAUCCCACAGGCUGGGCUUGGAGUCUGGAAUGAGGCAGACACCCUGCCGAUCGGAGUUCAUUUUGGCCCAUACGAUGGAAGGAUAACAGAGGAUGAGGAAGCAGCCCACAAUGGUUAUUCUUGGCUGAUCACCAAGGGAAGAAACUGGUAUGUAUACAUUGAUGGAAAGGAUGAAACUAAUGCCAACUGGAUGAGGUAUGUUAACUGUGCUAGGGAUGAGGAAGAGCAGAACCUUGUCGCUUUCCAGUAUCAUGGGAAAAUCUACUAUAGAGUGUGCAGGGCCAUCCUGCCGCAUAGUGAGCUUCUGGUCUGGUACGGGGAUGAAUACGGCAAGGAGCUGGGCAUCAAGUGGGGCACGAGAUGGAAAAGCACAGCGCCACCCAAAG
Terrapene triunguis (Three-toed box turtle) is the source of this 1195-nucleotide messenger RNA. RefSeq names its product histone-lysine N-methyltransferase PRDM9-like. NCBI's taxonomy places the organism in Eukaryota, Metazoa, Chordata, Testudines, Emydidae. The record is from RefSeq and is a predicted model, not a curated record. Gene Ontology annotation, molecular function: histone H3K36 methyltransferase activity; histone H3K4 methyltransferase activity; recombination hotspot binding. Gene Ontology annotation, biological process: regulation of DNA-templated transcription; positive regulation of reciprocal meiotic recombination. Gene Ontology annotation, cellular component: nucleus. The transcript has 9 exons. The annotation marks the transcript as partial.